Molecule: messenger RNA, 1256 nt
Organism: Pyrus x bretschneideri (Chinese white pear)
Lineage: Eukaryota; Viridiplantae; Streptophyta; Magnoliopsida; Rosales; Rosaceae
Product: tryptophan synthase alpha chain
Exons: 9
Coding region: 157-1101 (314 amino acids)
Biological process (GO): L-tryptophan biosynthetic process
Cellular component (GO): chloroplast; cytosol
Molecular function (GO): tryptophan synthase activity
Source: RefSeq, a predicted model, not a curated record
AUAAAAAAUUUGCUGAAUUCAACGGUUGAGACAAUUGUAUAAGAUAAAGAAGGGAUCAAUGGCGAGUUGAAGAGUUCGGACCGAAGUGUACCGCCACACCAGCAGACAAAGGCUACUGAAAACCCUACAAAACCCUCUCACUGGUGUGUAUACUGAAUGGAGGCUGCUUCUUCUCUGAAAUCUGCGGCUGGGUUUCUCCAACUGAAGAAACCACAAAAUCCUUUGCUUUUUAGCUCUCCCAAUCAAGUAUCCACCAUUUCGACCAAGAAGUUUGCUCCAAUGGCGGCUUUCGCUUCUACCCCAGUCGUCAGCCUCUCCCAAACUUUCAUAAAUUUGAAGGAUCAGGGAAAGGUUGCAUUUAUCCCUUACAUCACUGCUGGUGAUCCUGACCUUUCAAUCACGGCAGAAGCAUUGAAGGUGCUUGAUUCUUGUGGAUCAGACAUAAUCGAAUUAGGCGUGCCAUAUUCUGAUCCAUUAGCAGAUGGUCCAGUUAUACAGGCUGCAGCCACCAGUUCCCUGGCAAGAGGGACCAAUCUCAAUGCAAUUAUUUCAAUGUUGAAGGAGGUGAUUCCCCAAUUGUCUUGCCCAAUUGCUCUGUUUACAUACUAUAACCCAAUUUUGAAGCGUGGGAUUCCUGAGUUCAUGUCCACCAUCAAAGACGUUGGUGUACAUGGGCUUGUGGUUCCGGAUGUUCCAUUGGAGGAAACAGAAAUUUUAAGAAAGGAAGCUGCGAAAAAUAAUAUUGAAUUGGUAUUACUAACAACACCCACUACUCCAAUUGAUCGAAUGAAGGCCAUUGCCGAAGCUUCAGAAGGAUUUCUGUACCUGGUGAGCUCGAUCGGAGUUACUGGUGCCCGUGCAUCUGUGAAUGAACGAGUUCCUGCUCUUUUAAAGGAAAUUAAAGAGACAACAAAAAAGCCUGUUGCAGUUGGUUUCGGCAUCUCAAAGCCUGAACACGCGAAACAGGUAGCAGGGUGGGGAGCCGACGGCGUCAUCGUUGGUAGUGCGAUGGUGAAGCUGUUGGGCGAAGCGAAAACUCCCGAGGAAGGGUUGAAGGAACUAGCAACCUUCACCAAGUCUUUGAAAUCUGCACUCCUCUGAAGACAUUUUAUGCGAUUUUUCUUCUUAUUGUUGCAAGUGCGUUACAUUCGAAGCAUGUAAUCCCCGCAUGACGUGAAAAUCUUACCAUUGUAGUUUCAAAAGUGCGGUCAAAAAUACAAGAUGGAAGGGUCAAUACAGCCCUUUUAUCCUCUCAA